This is a messenger RNA of Aphanomyces astaci, 658 nucleotides long. RefSeq lists its product as hypothetical. Lineage: Eukaryota; Oomycota; Saprolegniomycetes; Saprolegniales; Verrucalvaceae. Bases 24 to 518 code for a protein of 164 amino acids. The transcript is spliced from 2 exons. The record is from RefSeq and is a predicted model, not a curated record.
CAACGAUUUUCCCAUCUUUGUGAAUGCAACGCAAGGCUGCAAUGAAGUUGUUGGAAUGGCACUUCCAUGUGUACUUUAACCAACACGACGCCAGUCAAGUGCAUAAAGCGAUCUCGAUCCGAAAUGCCCUGGUGGACUCGCUCAACGACGCCGACCGCGCCUUUGUGGCUGUGCCACUUCACCAUUUUGAACGAGAUUCUAACGAAGUGCAAUGUCGCACGCUGGCGCACCACGGCUUGAACAUGAAGCCGGUUGGUCCGCACCCUACUGGUUCAUUUGAGACGUGGGUUCCCAUCGAAAGCUUUUCGGCGGCAUUUGAAUGGUUCACGUCGAACAGGGCUGGACUCUCUGUGCUCGUGCAUCCGCUGACCGUACAGGAAAUGCGGGAUCAUACCCUGUACGCGGUGUGGAUGGGCCAACCCCAGGCGUUGAAUUUGCAGUAUCUAGACGAGGAGCUGCACACGGUGCCAUUGCAGUACCCUCACUUUGGCCUGGGUUAUUCCGCGGGAGCCAAGUGACCAAUCAAUCUGUGGCACGGUCGAGUGACAGUUAACGUUAUGUAGAAGUACUACUACGUAGUAUGUUUCUGAAACUCGAGGUGUGGAAUUGCUUAACGUUACGACGACUUGUUGGUGGUUGACCCUGCUUUUUGUGUCAG